Messenger RNA from Ochotona curzoniae (black-lipped pika), 1686 nucleotides. Its product is annotated as fatty-acid amide hydrolase 2-like. The record is from RefSeq and is a predicted model, not a curated record. Lineage: Eukaryota; Metazoa; Chordata; Mammalia; Lagomorpha; Ochotonidae.
AUGGCGUCUCGGUUCACAGCCCGCGUUCGGAUGCUGCUUCUGCAGGCUGUAGGUUUUCUCAUCGGCCUAGUAGGCCGAGCAGCUCGAGCUCUAGGCAGUCCUAAGUUUGACUCAAGGACCACCCGUCCCGUGACUGAACCAUUGCUACCUUCGGGGGUGCAGUUGGCCAAGCUGAUCAGACAGAGAAAGGUGAAAUGUAUAGAUGUCAUUCAGGCUUAUAUCAAGAGAAUCAAGGAUGUAAACCCAAUGAUCAAUGGAAUUGUCAAGUACAGGUUUGAGGCAGCUGAAGAGGAGGCUCAUGCUGUAGAUCAAAAACUAGCAGGUAAAGAGGAAGAUGAAGCCACUCUGGAAAAGAAAUGGCCAUUUCUUGGGGUUCCUUUGACGGUAAAGGAAGCUUUCCAGCUACAAGGAAUGCCCAAUUCCUCUGGCCUUGUGAACCGCCGUGAAACCAUUUCCAAAACAGAUGCCACUGUGGUGGCAUUACUGAGGGAAGCAGGUGCCAUUCCCCUUGGAAUGACCAAUUGCAGUGAGUUGUGCAUGUGGUAUGAGUCUAGUAACAACAUCUAUGGUCGCUCCAACAACCCUUACGAUUUGCGGCGUAUUGUAGGUGGAAGUUCUGGUGGUGAGGGCUGUACCCUGGCUGCUGCGUGCUCAGUGAUUGGUGUGGGCUCCGAUAUUGGUGGUAGCAUUCGCAUGCCAGCUUUCUUCAAUGGAGUUUUUGGACACAAACCCUCCCCAGGUGUGGUUCCCAAUAAGGGUCAAUUUCCUGUGGCUAGGGGAGCACAGGAGAAGUUUCAGUGCACAGGUCCAAUGUGCCGCUAUGCGGAAGACCUGACCCCCAUGCUGAGAGUCAUGGCAGGACCUGGAAUAAAAAAGUUAAAACUAGAUGCAAAGGUUAAUUUAAAAGACUUGAAAUUUUACUGGAUGGAGCAUGAUGGAGGCUCAUUUUUAAUAUCCAAGGUGGAUCAAGACAUCAUUGAAGCAAUGAAAAAGGUUGUGGCUCACCUUGAAGAUGUUCUAGGAGCCUCAGUUCAACAUGUCAAAUUGAAACAAAUGAAGUAUUCUUAUCAGUUGUGGAUCACAAUGAUGUCAGCAAAGGGACGUAAUGGGGAGGAACCUGUGAAAUUUGUGGAUCUGCUUAGUGACCAUGGAAAGCCCAUCAACCCUCUGUGGGAACUGGUCAAAUGGUGCAUGGGUCUGUCAGUUUACACUAUCCCCUCCAUUGGGUUGGCUUUGUUGGAGGAAAAACUGAAAUAUGACCAUGAGAAAUACAUAAAAUUUAAGGCAUUGGAAGAAAGUCUGCAUCAAGAGCUGGUGGGAAUGCUAGGUGAUGACGGUGUGUUUUUAUACCCCUCACAUCCCACAGCGGCUCCAAAGCACCAUGUUCCUCUGACAAGACCUUUCAAUUUUGCCUAUACAGGUGUCUUCAACGCCUUGGGUUUGCCCGUGAUUCAGUGCCCAUUGGGUCUGAAUGCCAAAGGCCUCCCUCUAGGCAUCCAGAUUGUAGCUGGACCAUUUAACGAUCACUUGACCCUGGCUGUGGCCCAGUACUUUGAGAAAUGUUUUGGGGGGUGGGUCUGCCCUGGAAAGUUUUAGGACAUUCCUUAAAAACAAGUUGUAUGUAUGUGCGCUUGUGUGAAAUUACGCUCUAGCAGGCUGUAGAUAAAAAGCAAGUGGGGAAUUCAU